This is a messenger RNA of Gloeophyllum trabeum ATCC 11539, 3044 nucleotides long. RefSeq lists its product as uncharacterized. Gene Ontology annotation, cellular component: cytoplasm; nucleus. The coding region runs from base 252 to 2324 and encodes 690 amino acids. The record is from RefSeq and is a predicted model, not a curated record. Gene Ontology annotation, molecular function: thiosulfate-cyanide sulfurtransferase activity; protein tyrosine phosphatase activity. NCBI's taxonomy places the organism in Eukaryota, Fungi, Basidiomycota, Agaricomycetes, Gloeophyllales, Gloeophyllaceae. The transcript is spliced from 7 exons. Gene Ontology annotation, biological process: positive regulation of G2/M transition of mitotic cell cycle; protein dephosphorylation; G2/M transition of mitotic cell cycle.
CCACCAACCGCGAGCCCCCUGCCAACAGGGGCGUGUACGCACACUCUAGGAAUCCAGCGACAACCGCUACCAAGAGAAACAAGCAUCCGAGCGCGGCCUCCUCCGACGAUACGCUCUCUUUACGCCCGAAAGCCGACUGCUUCCCAAGGCGUUAGCUUUGCCACACGAACCACUUCUUCGGUCAGCUAGAUCAAAGACGGUUACGACAACAACUCCAGCAAUCAUCCGAAAUUCGACCCCUUGAAGAAGAAAUGGCGUUCUUCACCACAUCUGCCCCGGCCACACAGUAUCUCGCAGCGUCCCCUCUCCCUUCGCGCAAGUUCAGCCAACGUUCGCAACGACCCCGGGACGACCUCGACGAGUUCCUCUCGUCCGACUUGGAUAUGUCCUUCGCUUCCACCAUGUCCAUUAAUUCCCCUAUAGAACACCAGCGAUCCCUGGCCCCCAUGGACCAGUCCCCCAUCCCCAUGGAUAUUUCCCCAGCACCCGCCCGCCCCUCCUCGCCCAAGGACCUCAUCGCAAAGCCCCUCAUCCGCUCGCUCGCUUUUGACAAUGAUCGCAGGCUGUUCGGCCGUGACAGGAGUAACAGCGGUUCUCAACUUCUCAGCGUGCCACCCGUUUCCAAGUCUGGCAGCACCGGCUCUGCGAAGCGCAUGCAGCGACCGGCUUUGCCAAGCGAGUGGCUCUUCCAAGGGUCCGGACCCCAGGACUCCAACCCCGCAAGCCCGCUCGGACCGUCGUCCCCCGAGUCUGAAGAGGCGAUGGAUAUUGAUUCGUGCAAUUCGAGUUUCUCCGACCCCUUAGAUGAAGUGGCAGAGGCCCCGCUGUCUUCCGAGCCGACAGUAACGCAGUUCAACGCGCUCUUCUUCAACACUACUUCGCCGAGGCGUUCCCUGGAGUCGCCGGCCUUGUCGACGCGCAGCCGGCGUCGCUCCCUGUCACCCGAGCGCAGCGUGAAUUUGGAUGAUCUCGCGUCCUCGUCCCCGGCACCCCUCCAUUCGUCACCCUCGGACCGUAAGUUUGAGAGAAUCGCUAGCGCCCCCCUCGGGAAGCCCAAGCCUUCUCUCGCGGCGCUCGGCGUGAAACCCCGCCGGCCCACCAUUUCGUCUUUGGUUACUCACUCCGAACAGGGCAUCCAAUCAGCGUACCCCGCGCUCACUUCGGUCGACAGCCACUUCGCCGCCCAACAGGCGUCCGCGCCCCCUCCCCCUGUCCGCCGUGCCUUCUCCGCCAUGCUCCCCCCUACUAUCGGCAACGAGUCUUUCUCGGACGAGUCGUUCGAUGGCGGCGACAAUGAUUCACCUGCCCAUGCGUACACGCAGCGCCAGAAGACCCUCAGGCGCCGCGAUGGUGGGGAGGAUCUGAAGACACUUAAGGGUGUCCCCUCGGCGUCGCCCAGUCACUUGCAGGAAAGCCCCUCCGCUAGGUUCUUGAGCGCCGGUAUGCCCGGCUUUGGUGAUAAUGAAGCUCACGGUAAGAUCUUGCCAUGCCACCGCGUCCGUGAAGAUGGUCUGAUGCGUAUAAACUGCCAAACUUUGGAUGCUCUCCUCGACGGCGCCUACAAUGACAAGGUGUCGGAAUUUCUUGUCAUCGACUGCCGUUUCGACUACGAGUAUAACGGGGGCCACAUUCCCGGUGCUAUCAACCUAAACACGACCGCAGCAGUUGAGGAGCUUUUGCUCGGUCCGUGUAUGAACAAGCCCAAGCCGAGCGUCAGUGGUGACCCGUGCAAGAAGACGGUCCUUAUCUUCCAUUGCGAAUUCAGUGUAAAGAGAGCACCUACUUUCGCCAAGCAUCUUCGUUCCAAGGAUAGAGCAUUGAACCAUCACGUUUAUCCGAGGAUCCAUUUCCCGGAGGUGUACGUUCUUGAGGGUGGCUACUCGCAGUACUACAAGGAGUCCGGUGCACGUUGCCAACCUUGUGGCUACGUCCGCAUGGACGACCCGAAUUAUGCUGCCUCUCGCAGGGAGGAUAUUGAUCAGUUCCGGAAGACAAAAUUCGGUCGCACGAAGUCGUACGCGUUUGGCGAUGGCUUCAAGGUCCCCUCGUAUUCCCAGCAGACCCAGCCUAAAAGGCACACCGCUCCGAGCACGGGAUCUCUGUUUGGAGCUGCCAACGCUGCUCGCGGCCGUCGUACUGGCGGUGGCUUAGCCACCUUGGCGGAGGACGGCGAUACGACGGACAAUGCUGAAGACACGGACGCUGACAUCGGCGACAGUCCAUGCCCGCCACCGACCAAGAAUAUUGUGAUGAAGGGCAAGAAACUCGCGCGCGCCCCGCUCGCUCGGGCUGAAACUUUUGGGGGUAGCCGCUUCGGCUACUAGACAUUCCUACGCUGCUACCACUGCGCCAUCCACAUCGUAUUACCCUUGUUGGGCAUUCUGCCUUGCACCAAGCGAUAACUCCUUCGACUUCGGAUUACGACCCCAUCGCGCUUUCAAGAAUAACCCCCGUCCCGACAUGAACGUAUCAAGUUAACGAACUUACAUCAAUACAUGUGUAGUUCAUGAAACCGACAAGAUUCUCCACACCAAUUAUGGAUUGCCGCUCCUUGCUCGUCACUGUCCUUAUGCCCUCCGCUUUAUAUCGUCCUGUCGGUCUUACAUCUAUCACGCUUUCGAUGACCGCGUCUAUGCCCUUGCACGUUCCCCGAUCCACCUCUGCUCUCCCCGCAAUCUCUUUGCCGGCUGCACUGCGUCAUCGAUCGCGUUCUGCAUCUCCAUCAAGUAUCUGUUAUCAUAUACAUUCGGUUUCCCCGACAUAUAGCAUGUUCAAAGUCUAUCAUCUUUCCCAUCGACCAUAUGUUCUCCCUAUAUCAUCUACAGUUUUCGUCACCUGGGGCGCUUGGCUUGUUCUUCGCUUGUCUACCGCCCCUCCGUGGCUUCUUCUGGACUUGUUUCAAUGGCCCUGUCGCUUUCUACCUGUGAUCGGACCUGUUCUUACCUCGUGUUAUUAGGCUUGUUUGAACUGAUUCAUGUGUAUACCUCCGCCAUUCAUACCAGUUUUCUUGUGUGCGAUAAUGCCAUACACGGCCAGCAAUUUCA